UCGACUUUAGCCAACAUGUUCGAGAGGAAUCUGAUCACGGCAGAGAUUCAGAAGGCGCUGCAGCCUUAUGACCCUCACACGGUUCCUGCGAUCCACAAUUUGAACGUUACUCACGAUGACACCAGCCUUCUCUUCAACUUCGAAGAGGCGACGUUCUCUGGCUUUUCCGACAUUGUAUGCACGAAAUUCAAUCCACCCAUUCUCACCAAGAAGGUUGUGUUGAGCCUCAUGGAUAUAACGGCAGACUUCAAAGCAGUCAGUUACACCGUAGAAGGACAUCUAAACGGACAGCCUUUGUCGGCAUCAGGGGCAGCUGAGUUGGUUGUGCAUGGCUUCGGCGUCACUUUGACUGUCCACCUCGACAGUUACUCCCUGUCCCCCGUCUCAAUCUGCAUCGCGCCUGGAACAUGUGAUCUUGACCUUAGUGUUGAAAGAGUUGAGGUAAUGCUGUCUUUUCCUUUCUAACUUCCAGUCCAUCAAUUGAUUGCUUCGUUAAUCUAGUCUAGUUGUACCUUGCACAUUUGUACAAACUGAAUGAAGUAAAGAUAAAACAUGACUGAAUUAACAGCUUCAUGAAUCCAUUGAAAACCGUUUCCAUAAAACCGAUUUUCUAUCGUGUCUUCAUCUGCAUGUGUUUUCUUUAGGCCCGAUUGAGAACGCCGAUGAACUGAACCAUGAGCUGGAGUCUAGGGCAGCAGAACUGGUGGAGAUCUUGCAAGCUGACAUCAUGCAGUAUUCUGAGGAAAUCGUCGCUUUCCUCAACAGCAAACUUUGCCAUCCCUAAGGAGGACUGUUUUCUUCUUCUUUGUCCACAAUGCAAUAGUUUGAUGAUGUUCUUCUUGACCUAAUUUUUAUGACAUCUAAAUAAAUAAUGAAUUGUU
Macrobrachium nipponense is the source of this 881-nucleotide messenger RNA. RefSeq lists its product as uncharacterized. The coding region runs from base 16 to 465 and encodes 149 amino acids. The record is from RefSeq and is a predicted model, not a curated record. NCBI's taxonomy places the organism in Eukaryota, Metazoa, Arthropoda, Malacostraca, Decapoda, Palaemonidae. The transcript has 4 exons.